CACUCAGUCAUGAUGUCGAAAAGGCAAGCGGAGCUGUCGCUAGAUGAGGAGGGUCUCUCUGCGGGCUCUCCUGUCUCGAAAAAGGCGCGCGUGGAAGACGGUGACCUGCCUGAAGACGAUCCGCGCGGUAAAGCUCUGCCGCUUCGUCACGCCAAUGGGCAGGACAUACUCGCAGCUGCAGAACAGGAAGGCGAGGAACUCGAGGAAGCGGCGCAGGAUAACGGAGCUGGGACUUCUGAUGUCGAGACCGAUGACGACAGACCGGCCAUCGCAGCCCCGAAACGCCAGAGUGCACCUUUGGAGGGAUACAGCGACCUCUACCUCGACACCAUCAAUCGCGAAAUCCUCGACUUCGACUUCGAGAAACAAUGCUCCGUGAGCUUGUCCAAUAUCAAUGUUUACGCCUGCCUCGUCUGUGGAAAGUACUUUCAGGGAAGAGGCCCCAAGUCGUAUGCAUACUUCCAUGCGCUCGAGGUCGGACACCAUGUCUUCAUCAACAUGGGAACCAAGAAGGUCUACGUUCUUCCUGAAGGAUACGAAGUCAAGAACAAGAGCUUGGACGAUAUCAAAUACGUUGUAGAUCCGCACUACAACAAGGAAGAUGUGGCCAAACUAGAUAAAGAGGUUCAUGAUGCGUUCGACCUCGCAGGUAAUCGUUACCGACCUGGAUUCGUCGGCAUGAACAACAUCAAAGCCAACGACUACCUGAACGUCGUCGUCCAACUCCUUGGCCACGUCUUCCCCAUCCGCAACUACUUCCUAUUGCACGACUUCUCCCAACCAGGCACGCCCCAACUCGCCGUUCGAUUCAGCACACUGGUGCGGAAACUAUGGAAUCACAAGGCCUUCCGGUCGCACGUAUCACCGCACGAGCUCCUCCAGGAGAUCGCCCUGCGGUCGUCGAAACGCUUCACACUCACUCAGCAAUCCGACCCGGUGGAGUUCCUCUCCUGGUUCCUGAACAACCUCCACCUUUCCCUCGGCGGCUCCAAGAAGCCCUCCAAGACGCCCACAAGUGUCGUCCACGCCGCCUUCCAAGGCCACCUCAGAAUCGAGAGCCAGGCCAUCACGGCGCAUUCCGAUACCCAAAACGCACGCCUGGUCUUCACGGAGUCCGGCACCAUCAACAGCCAAACCACCCCCUACCUCAUCCUCACCCUCGAUCUGCCCCCGACGCCCCUCUUCCAAUCCUCCAACCGGGAAUCCAUCAUUCCCCAGGUGCCGCUCACCACCCUCCUGAACAAGUACAACGGCAUCACCGCCUCCGAAAAGCUGGCCCAGCGAGUCCGCCACCGGCUCAUGCACCCAUUACCCCCCUACCUCCUCUUCCACAUCAAACGCUUUAGCAAGAACCGGUUCGUGUCCGAGCGCAACCCCACCAUCGUCACCUUCCCCUCGCCCCGCUCCCUGGACAUGUCGCCGUAUGUCGAACCCAACCCCGACGUCUGGCCGCACAGCGAACCGAUCCUGUACGAUCUCGUCGCCAACAUCAUCCUUGACCCGACUGUCGCCGCACCAGGUGCCCACGAAGAAGCCGCGGCAGAUAAAGGCGUUAACGCCGCGGGAGGUGGCAGCAGCGGUGGUGGUGGUAGCGGCGGCGGAUCGUCGUCCUCCUCCAGUGGUGCGGGCGGGGGCAGCGAGAAGGUCUCCUGGCUCGUCCAACUGCAUGACAAGGCCAUGGCUGCGGAGAAUAGCCGCAUCCAGAAAGAGCAUGCUGGGGAGCAGCGUGGGCCAGAAUGGUUGGAGAUCCAGGAUCUGUUUGUCAAGAAGGCAGAAAGUGAGACCCUGUUCACCAAGGAGGGAUAUCUCAUGGUCUGGGAGCGCCGUAAGGUUCCUGGGAAGGCGAACCGCAAGGGUAAAGCUGCGGCCAAGUAAUCGUAGAAAAGGCCUUUUUGGGUUUGGCUAGCUAUGCGUGCUUGUAUUUCAGGUCUCUGGGUUCGCACGUAUGCUAAU
This is a messenger RNA of Aspergillus homomorphus CBS 101889, 1953 nucleotides long. RefSeq names its product ubiquitin carboxyl-terminal hydrolase family protein. NCBI's taxonomy places the organism in Eukaryota, Fungi, Ascomycota, Eurotiomycetes, Eurotiales, Aspergillaceae. Gene Ontology annotation, molecular function: cysteine-type deubiquitinase activity; zinc ion binding. The coding region runs from base 10 to 1875 and encodes 621 amino acids. Gene Ontology annotation, biological process: mRNA processing; protein deubiquitination; spliceosomal complex assembly. The transcript is spliced from 2 exons. The record is from RefSeq and is a predicted model, not a curated record.